AUGUCUUCCAACGGAUUCUACUCCUAUGUCCGUCCUUCUACAUUGCACAUUAUUCAAGGAGCGAUCAAUGUCGCGGAAGGUGUUGCGUUGUCUUGUCACCCAGAUUUAGCCAUCCAAUCUUCAGUCACGUCUCAGAUCGGACAGGUUCAGACUGCGUAUAGGCUACUGGGAAUUCCUAUGAUUGCUCUCGGUCAUUAUCAUAUUGUUGCCAGUACGAAUGAUGACGAGAAAUUCAUGAAGAAUUCAGUAUUAAAUCGAUUACUUGUCUGCGGACUGACUGGAUUGCUCAAGUACAUGGGCAAUGAUGUUCCUAAAGUUAUAUUAUAUGCGACUAUAGUCGACGCCGUUUUCGCCCUUGGUUCAUAUGCUGUGGCAGAUCAAGCGGCUAGACCGAGACAUCCGCGCAACGAUUAG
Messenger RNA from Paraglomus occultum, 414 nucleotides. NCBI's taxonomy places the organism in Eukaryota, Fungi, Glomeromycota, Glomeromycetes, Paraglomerales, Paraglomeraceae. The record is from the annotation of a GenBank genome assembly.